ACUUGAAAGUUGAAAAUAAUCUACAGUUUUUUUUUCUUAUUUAAAAGUAUACUAAUAAACGUUGUUAUAAAGUUGUAAUAAGUACAUAAAAACGCUAGCAAGUACCUAUUGCAUCAUUAUUUAAUUAUUUUUGCACGUUAAACUUGUACGCGAACUCUCCAAAAAUAGAGGGAUUGUUAUCUCAUUCUUAAAUAACUGAAUUUGCAUGUCAAUAAUAAUAUAUAUAUUAGUCAAUUAUAUAUUAUAAUAUUGUCAUUAUUAAUGUACUCUUUCUUACGUCGUUUUGGUCUGUUUUACAUUCUCUUGUAGUAGUUUUUCACAGUAAACGCGCCAUGUCUUUAUAAAGUUGUCACUUAUUAGCCAUGGUUUCUCAAAGUAAACAGCAAAUUUAUUUAAAAAGUUAGUUAAAAUUUCCCAGGCCUCCUCUCAUUUCUGAGAGGGUUUAUUUAAAUAAAUUAUUAUUUUCGAAAAUUCUAUCUUACUCAGAACAUAAGCCCAUCCUUCUCUAACGUACACUCGUAUUUUAUAUUUUUUAAAUAUCCAGACUUUGCCAGUUUCAAUGUUUCUGCUUUUCUUCGUACACUGUUAAAAUAAUGAUAGUAGCAGCCUUUAAAAAAUAACUUUUAUAGCAGCUCUGUUAAGAAUUUUUUUUAUGUACAAAGUAAUGAAAUAACCGUCAUCAAAUAAUGGGCUAUCUAACACAAAAAGAAGUUUUCACAUUGAACUAGUGGUUAGUUCCUGAUAUUAGCGCGUUCAAACAUACUAGUAUUAUAGUUCACGGUCAUAUACUAGUAUAGAUUAAAAUUUACGGAACGGUUAUCUUCCAAUAUGUUGAACUUUCCUAAAUAAUUAUAUAGUUGAACUGAUUGGCAUAAUGUUGUCUCAUAUGUUCAACUAGUUUAACUUACGGUUGUACUAAUUGGAUCAGGCUGAAAUUGCAGGUGGGUCGGCGGUAUUAUAUCGACUAAAUUACUAAAUAAUAUCGACUGCCUCGUGGGUCUAGUAGUUGUAAAUGCGAUUGCGGAUCAUGAGCUCCCAUGAAGGUUCGAAUCCCAGUUCGGGCCAUAAAAAUUAGUUAUUGAGUAGCAGCCCGUAGUCAGUGUCUCGGAAAGUAAGUAAAGCCAUUAGUUCUUCCUUAAAGCCAUUAAUCCUUCUCUUUAUUUCCCUCCGGUCGUGUCGGUUUGACGUCCCAUUGCACUAUGCCAGUGAGGGAAUGGAGAGUGCAUCUGCGCUUGCGGCAUACCAAUCAGGCGCUAUCAUCCUACCCUGCGCAGAUGGCUAGUCUCAAAAAAUUCUAAUGUACAGAGCUCAUCCUACUAGAGAUUAAUUAUAGAAAUAGAUUAUUUUUUGUAGGCAGUAGAGUCCAAGGGGGAGGCGUUGGCCGUUAGUCUGGACAUUGCGAAGGCCUUCGAUCGGGUUUGGCACAAAGCGCUUCUUUCGAAGCUCCCUUCCUAUGGGCUUCCCGAGAAAUUGUGCAAUUGGAUCACCAGCUUCCUUGCAGAUCGGAGCAUCAAGGUCGUUGUAGACGGUGCAUGCUCUGACUACAAGCCUAUUAACGCUGGUGUUCCACAAGGCUGUGUGCUAUCACCAACGCUGUUUCUUCUGCAUAUCAAUGAUAUGUUGCUAACUGGUAACAUUCAUUGCUAUGCGGAUGACAGCACUGGUGAUGCUCUAUACACCGGCCGUGCCAAUAUUUCUCGGGAAAACGUCGCUGAUUACCAGAACAAACUUGUGUCUGAAGUCGAGUCUUUGCUGAACAAAGUCUCGGAUUGGGGGCGACUAAAUCUAGUCCAAUUUAAUCCUCAGAAGACACAAGUUUGCGCGUUUACCGCUAAAAAGAACCCCUUUGUCGUAUCUCCUCAGUUUCAAGGCACUCCCCUUCUUGCCUUAGCCAAUAUCGGUAUCCUCGGAGUCGACAUAUCGAGUGACGUGCAGUUUCGUGGUCACUUGGAAGGGAAGGCCAAAUUGGCCUCUAAAAAGCUUGGCGUGCUCAGCAGAGCGGGACAGUAUUUCAUGCCGGCACACCGCCUGCUACUUUACAAGGCGCAAGUUCGGCCUCACAUGGAAUACUGUUCCCAUCUCUGGGCAGGGGCUCCCCAGUGCCAGCUCCUUCUACUUGACCGCAUCCAACGCAGAGCGGCUCGAAUUGUCGACGACCGAGCCCUUUCCGAUCGGCUCGAUUCAUUGGCACUGCGAAGAGAUGUUGCAUCCCUUUGCAUUUUCUUUCGCAUCUACGAUUAAUAAAUACAAAUACAUGAAUUACUAGCGUCUAUUAAAAUGAAGCCUCAUUGAAAAUAAAAUAAUAUUUCUUUUAUGGCAACAUAUGAAAAAGUGUUUUCCAUCUCGCUUCCCUAUGCCCGUCAAGGCCGUCUACACUACAUCAGUAGGGGUCGUGACGGAAAAAUCUUACACUUUCUCUCCGCCAAAUUCGUACCGUCUGAUAAGGAACUUCGUUCCAAUAUUUUUAUGCAGAAUUACAGCGUUCGGAGUCUGGUUGCCGACAAUUGUCAAUCAAUUCAUGCAGAUUGUGGAGACAGGAGUAGGCACAGACAGGAGUCUGUGCAGCAUUAUCAGCGAUAGUGUCGAAGUACCAGUUGAUCCAGACGUCGCACCGUGCGCCCUGAACGUAUCAUCACUUCUGUUGGUACUGUCAAUGGGUGCUCUGCGGUCGUUCCUUAACAUAUUGCUAAGUUUGGUGGUGAACAGAGUUGGCUACCGCAACAUGGCCAUAUGCUUUACAGUUGUGUGUGGAGUGUCAGGCAUCAUGGUGAACCUCAUACCCAACGCCUACGCUAGCGUCGUUUUCUUCAUGAUCUUCAUGACUGGAGCGUUGGUUACGGGAAUGUACGUGGCCCUUACCGUUGCGUUGUUCCCCACUCAUCUCAGGUGAUCUCCCGUUUGUUUAUUUAAUACAUUUGUAAGGUUCUUUAAUUAUUACACUUAUAUUUUUAUAUAUUAUAAAUUAAUAAAUAAAACUAAGGUUACAGUUCUUACACGUCCCACUACUACUCCUCUUAUUUCUAUGAGGGUUUGAGGGCAAGGUGGUGUCCGUCACAAUCCCCAUGGUUGUUAGGAGAUACAGGUUGUCCACCAUGUUUUCUAUCGUCGUCAAGUACGUGGUAAAUGAGCACUUGAAUUGUAAUUAGCUAUUGUGAAAUUUAUGGCGGGCGUUUAGCCCCCGAGCUGACCACAACUCUUAGUUAUUAAAGAUGACUUUCAUACAGUUUUCGUUUCACGUAAUUGACAAGCAUUCAAAUACAUGCAUGUAAAUCUCUUUUGUUGUUAAAUUUCCUUAUUUUUUGAGCGCACACAUUACAUUUUCUUAAAUCUAUUGAGAGGUCAGUAAUAAAUUGAUCUUAUUGCCCGGUUAUGUUAAAUAAACUCGUCGCUUCAAUGUCCAUUACAUUUCUCAUGAAAUUACUGAUUAUUCCUGUAUGAAGUUUUCCUACCGUGUAGUGGCGGUGUAAAAAUAUCCACUACCCCAUAUUAUCAUCCCGUAGGUGUCGUAACAGGCGACAGAGGGAAAAAAUCAGGAGACGGGCAGCAGCGUCUUCCUAAUAACAACGAAUACUACAAAAAUAAAAAUUGAACUGCGGUCGCCAACCGCUUUCCAAGCGUCACCAACUACGACAAAUAACCCCGCUAGGAAGCAAUCUAUGGGGGAGGACUAUGUUCAGCAGUGGACUUUACUAGGCUGUAACGGAAGUUUUUCUGUUUUUAAUUUUAUGUUUUUAAGUUAUGAAUAGAAAUAGGCAUCGAGAAAAACGUAGUUAUUUCCCGAUUGCCCCAGAUGGAGGGUAAUGUUUUUAGUGAGUGUGUAUGUAUGUCUAUUUAUUUGGCACGCUCCGUAGACGAAACGGCUUGUUGGAUUUCAACAUAAUGUGAGGUGUAGUUAAAUUCUUCUUAACUGUGGGAGUGACAUAAGAUGUAAAAUGUUUCUUUUUUCAGUUAACUUUUUACGCAGUCGAGUUUUUUUACUGUUUCACUUUUGAACUUGUUUCAGAUUUCAUUUCACGUUAAAUUAUUACAGAGGUAUUGUCUUUGAAUUCAAACGUGUUACAGGGCGCUGGCCGUGGCUCUAACAUCGACUGGAGGAAGUAUUGGAAUGCUUGCUUCGGUACCGAUCCUCAACCGGCUGCUCGAGGUCAACUGCAGUGCUGGUUUUUAUACAUUCAGUAGCAUUUUUCUUUCAUCAGCGUUCAUAGCUGCGUUUUUACCUAAUGACAGUUGUUUAUUGAAAAAGAAACUGGAACAGAUAGAAAAAAGUACAAAAGAUGAAAAAUUAACACAGUGCACUUAGUUUUUAUUAUAGUUUAAGUUAAUGUUAUGUUGUAAAUAAAGUACAAUUAAGUUAC
Molecule: messenger RNA, 4355 nt
Organism: Parnassius mnemosyne (clouded apollo)
Lineage: Eukaryota; Metazoa; Arthropoda; Insecta; Lepidoptera; Papilionidae
Source: the annotation of a GenBank genome assembly